AACCGAGAUAUUUGAGUGGGGUGGUCGAGUGUGAGAAAAUGACAGGCCAAGCAGUCCUUCAGAAAACAAGGUCCUCUGUUUUAAAGCAGAGACGAUCAUUAAAGCAACAUUCUUGACUAAGCCAAACAAGAAUAUCUCUCUCUCUGCAACACGUAUAUCACUUCUUUUACACUUUCCCGGGAUCCGAGUGACCUUUGUUUUUGUGAAAACGCAGAGAUUGUCUUUCACACAAACUUGAACUCCUAUCUGAAAGACUGAAACAAAAGCUCCACAAUGUGCUUCUUCCAGAAUUGAGCUACAGUCAGAUUUUCAUUUUGUGUCCCAGCCUGCAUUUUUGGGAUCAAACCAGAGUUGGGUUUUGUUUCUUUUACAGCAUAGAUUGAUGGCUCAUCCACAAGACCAUGGCUUUUGUUCCAACAGUGCUGUGAGGCUGGCUUUGGUUAUGAUAGGUGUGUGUUUGGUUGGUUACACCGUACGUCAAUCAUUUUAUUGGCGCUUUAAGGAGGGUAGUUCAUGCCCUUCAUGUCACUGUGAUUGUUCAGAGGACUCUGUCCUCGUACCUAUAGCAGAUAUUAUCAACGACUCAUUUACAGAUUGUGGUAAACAUGAACCAGAAAUGAAAGAGGAAAUGGAGAAGGAUAUCAUAGCAUUGAUGUCCGAAGAGCUAAGUUUGCAGCAGACUGUUGCCAAUGAAACCUUGCAACAGAGCGAAGCACUGUUGAUGAGUGCUAGGAAAGUCUCUUCACACUACCAAAAAGAAGCAGAAAAAUGCACUGCAGGAGUGGAAACUUGUGAAGAAGCAAGGGAGAGGGCUCAAGCGCAACUUGCAGAAGAGCUAAAGGCUUCAGAAGUAUGGGAGAGACGAGCUCGGGAGCUUGGGUGGGAAGAUAUGAGACUAUACUGAUGAACGUACUUGUUAACCUGUUGUUCUUUAACGUUGGAAUGUUUGGCCUUCAUUUGCCGGAUUGCAUGUAAAGCUAGUGCUCGGAGGCCAUUGUUGUGAAUACAAAUAAUUAGCACUCUGUUUUCUAAGAUGUUCUAUUGUUUUGAGAAUGAAGUUUCUUUCAAAAGUUUCGAUACCA
This is a messenger RNA of Rosa chinensis, 1082 nucleotides long. RefSeq lists its product as uncharacterized. The transcript has 4 exons. Lineage: Eukaryota; Viridiplantae; Streptophyta; Magnoliopsida; Rosales; Rosaceae. The record is from RefSeq and is a predicted model, not a curated record. The coding region runs from base 383 to 904 and encodes 173 amino acids.